Molecule: messenger RNA, 1844 nt
Organism: Poecilia latipinna (sailfin molly)
Lineage: Eukaryota; Metazoa; Chordata; Actinopteri; Cyprinodontiformes; Poeciliidae
Gene: wnt10a
Product: wingless-type MMTV integration site family, member 10a
Exons: 4
Coding region: 599-1822 (407 amino acids)
Biological process (GO): canonical Wnt signaling pathway; neuron differentiation; cell fate commitment
Cellular component (GO): extracellular region
Molecular function (GO): frizzled binding; cytokine activity
Source: RefSeq, a predicted model, not a curated record
GGAUCUCUAUCCUGCCUUAACGAGGCACUUGACCUCCCUCGACGCUCCUCUACUCCCCGAGUGACGCAAAAAAAGUGGGCUGGCAGAGCGCUAAGAGCAGGAGUUUAGAGGACUAAACAUCACUACUCAAGCAGACUUCAUUUAGGGAAGCCUAUAGGUAAGAAGCCGUCUGUCUUAUCUCGGAUGUUCUCAAUGAAACUCCUCGUUGGCGGAGACACCGGCAUGAGCGCGGAUGUAUUCGAGAGCGAAAGAACUGACUUUUCUUCAAACUUGUAGCAACCAGCGUUCCCUGCCUGUCAGUGACUUUAGAGCUUGAUGAAACUUUUUUUUUUUUUUUUUUUCUUGAAUGAGGCUGGCACAUCUGGACGCAGGGCUGUCGGAGCUGUCAAGUCCAGCGCAAACUUUUAGACGGACGUGACUUUGGUUUAUUCAUCCCCAAACUUAGAAGAGUUAUACUGGAACCAGUUUGAAUUGAAAACUCCUCCUGUAAUUUUUGCAACUUUUAUUUACUUUUUAUUUAUUAUUAUUAUUAUUAUUAUUAUUAUUAUUAUUAUUAUUAUUAUUAUUAUUAUUAUUAUUAUUAUUAUUGAGCGCAAACAUGGAACACUCAGUCCUCAGACUGACAUGCGUUUUGGUGGUUAUCUCUCUGCUGGAUAAAAGGGUGGAUUCCAAUGAGAUCUUAGGUCUGAAGCUUCAUAACAUUGAACCCAUCCUGAAUGCCAACACAGUUUGCAUGACGCUACCCGGUUUGACGAAACGCCAGCUGGAGGUGUGCAUGCGCAAUCCGGAUGUGACGGCUUCGGCAAUCCAGGGGAUCCAGAUCGCCAUCCACGAGUGCCAGCACCAGUUCAGAGGGCACCGCUGGAACUGCUCCAGCCUGGAGACAAGAAACAAAAUCCCCUACGACAGCAUAGUCUUUAAAAGAGGUUUUCGAGAGAGUGCCUUUGCAUAUGCGAUCGCAGCAGCUGGGGUGGUGCACGCAGUGGCCAAUGCCUGCUCCAUGGGAAAACUGAAAGCAUGCGGCUGCGACGAGAAGCGGCGCGGGGACGAGGAGGCAUUUCGACUCAAGCUCAGCCGCUUACAGCUGGAGGCCAUCCAGAGAGGGAAAGGGAUGGUUCACGGUGUGAUGGAGCACUACCCCGCCGAGCUCUCCGGACUGCAGCCAGACUCCUGGGAGUGGGGUGGCUGCAGCCCUGAUGUGGAAUUCGGGGAAAAGUUCUCAAGGGACUUCCUGGAUGCCCGCGAAACCUACAGAGACAUCCAUGCAAGAAUGAGGUUGCAUAAUAAUAAAGUUGGGAGGCAGGUGGUGCUCGACAACAUGCGAAGGAAAUGCAAGUGCCACGGGACGUCAGGGAGCUGCCAGCUCAAGACUUGCUGGCAGGUCACUCCAGAGUUUCGGUUGGUGGGUUCAAUCCUAAAAGAACGUUUCCACAUUGCCACCCUUAUCAAGGCUCAAAACAGGAAUAACGGCCAGCUGGACCAUUCGAACCAUAACAACCACAACAACCACAACCACCAUCACAGUCAUCGAGAGAACCACCACUCACAUCGCCGGCGGCUUAACAUCAGGGAGCUAGUGUAUUUUGAGAAGUCGCCUGAUUUCUGUGACCGGGACCUUAGCUCAGACUCGGCGGGCACACAGGGCCGGAUCUGCAACAAGACCAGCCCGGGGAUGGACAACUGUGAGAGCCUGUGCUGCGGGAGGGGGCACAACAUUCUGCAGCAGACGCGUAGCGAACGCUGCAACUGCAAGUUCCACUGGUGCUGCUAUGUGGUCUGUGAAGAGUGCAGGAUAACAGAGUGGGUCAGCGUUUGCAAAUGAAGAAAAACACACUAAAAGUCAC